UAGCUCCAUCGUCGACUACGACAAUGGGACCCUAGAACGUGCACCACUUCAUUUCCCUUCCGCGGCAGCUAUGGUUCCCGUUUCCUCCCCAUCCCACUCUGUGUGUGUCUGAUUUCUGUCGGAGUGAUUUGGGACACCGAUUUCUGUUUGAAUCGGUAGUUUACAUUGUCGAACCAGUUACUUGGGUAUACCUUUCGGCACCACAGGUAUUGAUUCUACUCAUUGCUCUCUCUCUCCCCCUUCAUCCGAGCUCGUUGCUUUAGAAAAAUGGGAGCUUUUUCUUUGUAGACCUUUUGCUAGAUAUUUGCAUCUGAAAGCAGCAAUUUUCUUUCACGAUUUUUUACUAGUUCUUCUACAUUUUGGCAACGUGUAGAAAUUGGUUUAGUAUGUUCAUAAUGGUUGGGUAAUAGUUUGUAUUUGCUGCCUAUCCCCUAAUUACACCUCUAAUUAUGCAAUAUGAAGUUAGGUUGUGAAUAGCCUACAAAAGGCCAGAUUUUGUGUAUAUCAAAAAGAGUAAAAUGCGGUUUUUACUCUUUUUUCAGAGUGAAUGCAGUUAGGCAUGAAAGAAAAAAGAUUGCUUUUGCAGCCGUGUGUUUUUUUUCCUUUUAGAAACCAAACAUCUAUUUUAUUUUACAUAUUUACCAUAUCAUAAAAGUGAUAGAGAGCGGGGAUACUCAUGUGGUUACACUGGAUAUGUCAGUAACAGAUUACAGACUUCCUAUAGCUAGCUUAUGUCCCUAAAUUGUUGCAAAUAAUUCUAGAAGAUAGAAACAAUAAAUAAUCAUAUCCACAUUGUAUUUGUGUGUGUGUUUUAGGGGGAGAUCGAGUGGGAAGUGUGUCACGGUAAUAUAUGUUUGCUAAAAGUUUGUGACUUUUUCAUUGGACAAUUCAUGUUUGCAUAUAUGAUUUUACAAAGGAUUUAUUAACCUACACGUAGCUGUGUCUAAACAUGAUGAGAGAUCGAGGACAAUUAUUUCACCCCUCCAGGGGGAAUGCACUGUGAGCCUGCAUUUCUCAGGUAAUGCACCCUUUGACUGGACUUCUAAUUAAACGUCCCUUGUAAUCAAAAGGAAGAAAUCCUCUCUCUCUCUCUCUCUCUCUCUCUCUCUCUCUCUCUCUCUCUCUCUCUCUCUCUCUCUCUCUAUGUGAGAAUGUCGUUGGGUUCCUCCAUGCGUGCUUAUCUGUUUAAAUUUUCUUUGUGAAUAUAUCUCUCUCACAUUCUGAAUGUCACAUUGUCAAGAAAGACUUGCUUGUGCUUGUGCUUGUACUUGCCACUGCCAUAUACAUAGACCUUCUCCAAAACCUAGCCAAUCUUUAAGUGCCCGAGCUACUAAUCCCAUCUCAUCUAAUUUUUUUCAAAAUGGCAAUAGUCCCAUCCACACUUGAAAGCCCUCUUUACCUCAACUAUAUUUCCAUUUUUUUUCUUGAAUUUUCUUUCCAUUUAUACAUGCCGUCCUUGAUCCCCACUCAUCUCAAGCCAUCGCUCUCUCCCUCCCUAGCUAGAGUUGAGCCUGACCACCUCCCUCUCCCUCUCUCUCUCUCUCUCUCUCUCUCUCUAGAACUGAGCCUGACUACUUUAGAGUAGCAUAAUUACAAGGACCACAUAUGUGGUUGAAAUAACAAGGCUUCGCAGUAUUAUUUUUUACUGUUUCCUUCAUUUGUCACCAUCUUUUCAGCUUCAUUAGAAUUUUUUUCCUGCAGGGGAUAUUGCACCAUUUAUCAGGGAAGGCGAUGAUCAUGAAGAAAAAUUGGAUUUCAGCUUGUACGACAAAUAUUUCUUUUUGAGUACUGGCUUUAAUAUUCGGCAUGCGAUGAUCUAUCCAACCUGCUUGCAUCUCAAGUGAUUGCAUGCACUCAAUACGGAAACUUUGAAGGAUGAGGUGAACUGCAAUAGUUGGAGCUUUCCACAGCAAGCAUCUUACUAUUAUUGUUGAGAGUCACAAGGGCUCUUUUUGAGGGGCAAACUGUAAAAAGGUUGACUAUAUCUAACAUUGUUCUGCAAGAAACGAGGAUCAACAUGGGAGGUGACAUGAUUGGAGAAGGUUCCCGUGGAAGAGGGGCUCGACGAGGUUUUCGUGGCCGGAGAUUUGUACCAUACUCAUCAAGAGCACGCCGACCACGAGGAGUUCGCAUCGCUGAAUACCACAGCCCAUCAAAUGAAGAUCAUGAGGUAGGAUCGGAUGACUCAACUCAGCCCCCGAGUCAUCCAUGGGAGCCUCCAUGUCCCAUUUCAAUGCCCCCAACUGAGCCGAGUAGAGGACCUUCACCUGUAAGAGAACCCCCACCUAACGGGGACAAUAUCGUACCGGUUGUCACCCCACCUAACGGAGACAAUAUUGGUCCGGUUGUGACCCCACCCAAUGGAGACAAUAUUGACCCGGCGACUGCCCCCACAAUGACUGCCUCGAAUAUAGAGCGGCCCAAACGGAAACGUGGGCCAGCUAAGUGUAUUGCGUUCGAGAUGUUGAGAAAGGCCGGAAAAGUGAUUCUGAAAAUUAACGAUGGUGAAACGGCACCAUGCUGUACGAACUCAUCCAUGUUCACUGCACGGGUAACGCAAAUAAUCAAACAACAUUGCGACAUGAGCUAUGCGAGAUGGACUGAUGUGCCACAGGCACAAAAGGACGAGUUGAUUGACCGUGUGAGGGCUGACUUCGUGUUGGAUUGGGAUUGGGAGAAUCACAAGUUGACCGUCGUGAAGCAGCUACGUAAGAGGUUUAAUGCAUUUCAUCACCAAUUACACAAGAAAUAUGAAUCAUAUGGAAGCCACGAAGAAGCAUUGGCUUCUGGUUGUUCAUUGGUCGACGUGAACGUUUGGAUUACCUUGUGUCGGAGGUGGGGAAGUGACGAAUUCAAGAAAAUGUCAAGGCAAAAUCGGGAAAAUAGAAAGGCACAAAUCAUCAACCACACAGCUGGCCGGAAAUCCUUUGUUAGGAUAUUGGAGGAGAAUCGUGCUGCAAGUGCGGAUUUGGUGGAGUUCUAUAAAGAGACGCAUUGGUCAAAGAAGACUGGUAAAUUUGUAACUGCAGCAACUGAAGCCAGCUAUAAGGAGAUGGUUGAGAAAUUGAAUGGUCUUGAGCCUGAGCAACGGACCAAUGAUGUAGCAGCAAGUGUAUUUAGGGAGGUACUUGGCUCUAGACCAGGAUAUGCAAGGGGGCUAGGAGAGAUGAUUAUCCCGGAGUCGACACGACAACGGGACAGCCAAAGAGAAAAAGAAUACCUUGCAUUGAUUGAGAAGCACAAACAAGAUGCCGACAAUUACAAGAAAGAUGCUGAGAAUUAUCGGAAAGACGCUGACAAGUACAAUACACAACUUGAUGCAAUUCAAGAGGAAGUAUUGAGACUUCGUGAGAGGCAAAAUGCAACUGAUGUCAUGAUGAGGGAAUUCUUCCAAAAUUUCCAUACACCCACGGAGUCUCAGCAGUCUCGUCGAGAGACUCCGUGAUGGUCUUGUAGAUAGAUAAUGAGAUCACUAUUUUUGAGUAGUUUGGGCAACUUUUUGUGUUUGGGAGAGGGUGGGUGGACAAUAUAUAUAUAUAUAUAAAGAGGAAGGCACAAAACUACUCUUUUGUGUCAAAGGCAAUCCACUACAACUGUGUUUUUUUGGGCUUAACUGUAUGAAUAUUCAUACAGUCAAGCGUUGCUGUUGGUACCUAUAAUGUUAUUGGCGUGGGCAAAAGAAGAUGUUGCAGCAAAUGUAUCUGGAGGAUUAUGGUCAGUGCAGUCUGCAGAAAAUAUCUAGGGAGCAGUGCUGCUAAGCCUUUGAUUCCUUGCCAAUGAAAAAUUCGUGAGGGGGUAUGAUUUGUUGUGAUAAAUAAGGACUUAUUAUAUUUGAAUAUGUGAUAGGUUACAUGCAACAAAUAUGAGUUAUUGUAUAUCCCAUGUAGAAGCAAGUAGUCCUAGAUAAUAAAUGCUGACCGAUUAACUUUGUAUGGUAAUUAAGGCAGGGACAUACUUGAUAAGUGGUGAAAGUGAUAUAUGGUUCUACAUAUUAUGGGGUAGAUGAUGCUUGGGUUGCAGCAGUUCGAGAUAUCUUGCAUCCAUGCCAUAUGGAGUGACUGGUGUCUCAUAUCUCUUCAGGUUUGUUAACUUUCUGUCACUACGCCCAGCUACAAACAUCUCCUUGUACAUGCCAAAAUGUGAAGUUCCAACAAACCAUAACUCUAGCUGAUGGUAGCAUGAAAUUUGCAACGUGUCCAUGGAGGGAAUUGUGAAGAGCAGUCAACAGGUUGGAAUUGGAGAGAGCCAUGUACAAAAAUGCGAUAAUGAAUUCCCCCCACAUGAAGCAAUUGUGAUGAAGUUGUUCUAUAGUGAACCUACAACGUCCAGGUGCACUUGGUCUACAUAUCAUUUUUAAAUAUAAAAGAGUAGGACAUUGCGAAAUCAUCUAAAUGAAUGUCGUGACAGUUUCAAAAUUAUGUUUAGAAGAAACAAUGUGUUCUAUAUAUUUAGUAGUAUUAAGUUGUAGGUUCUUGGUUCCAAUUGGUCCACCCCAUGUAUAGCCCAUAACUACACUUAAUGAGAAUGAUA
Molecule: messenger RNA, 4530 nt
Organism: Carya illinoinensis
Lineage: Eukaryota; Viridiplantae; Streptophyta; Magnoliopsida; Fagales; Juglandaceae
Exons: 13
Coding region: 2018-3445 (475 amino acids)
Source: RefSeq, a predicted model, not a curated record